CUGAAUGGGAACCUCAUUUUGUUAGGGAUUAAUUAUAUAAUGGCUCCCAACAUAAUUUGGGUUAAGGUGAUGAUAUUUGGAAUUAGAACUUGUACAUAGUAUAGUUUGUUAAACAUAAUAGACUAAAAGGAUUUACAAGCUCGUUUGAUGGAGAAAAAGCUCAAAUGUAAUUUAUGCUGAAAUUAUACUCAGCUGUACUUUCUAAAUGAGGAUUUUAGGUGAUCAUAUGACAUCAAAUCUGCACUUCAUUGAGUGACAAUUUAGGAAUGUAAACAAUAAAGGUUGUACAUUUCAGGUCCUUGUUGGAACAGGAUCUCGUAUUAUGACUGUUAUCAGAAUCAAAUCUUUGAAGGUGUAUGCCUUUGGGUUUUAUGUUCAUCCCUUUGAUGUCUGCCAGAAGUUAGGUCAGAAAUAUGCUUCUGUUCCAGCAUGUGAGCUGAACAACCUCUCUGAGUUUUACCAGGAUCUUUUGAGGGAGGAUAUCAACAUGACUGUUAGGCUUGUGGUUAGCUGCAAUGGAAUCAAGUUUAAAACGGUCAAGGAUGUUUUUGAGAAAUCUCUGCGUGCUCGAUUGUUGAAGACAAACCCGGAUACUGAUUUUCACUGCAUACAAAGAUUUGGCUCUAUUUUCUCACACGACAUUCCUUUACAUGUUGGGACAACAAUCAAUUUUCGGCGUACGGCUGAUGGGCAUUUAAUCACCGAGAUUGGUGGCAAUCAUAUCGGAGCAGUUCAUAGCAAGGAGUUGUGUAGGGCAUUUUUUGAUAUGUACAUUGGUGAUUUUCCUAUUUGUGAGAAAACGAAGGAGCAGAUUGGACAAAACGUUGCUAGCAUUAUAAAGGGCUGUUGAGGUUUUUUUUCCCCUCUUCCACCCUACCACAGCAGUGCAUACAUUUAGUGGUGCAUUUCAUGCACAUUGUAAAAUUCAGUUAGCCUUUAUUUCAUGGCAGCCUUUUAGGUCAUAAUUGAGAUGACUUAGAAGCUGCCCUAUGUAUUGUUGUAAAAUCUCUCUUGUAGAGAUCAUUUUGUUUGCAGUCUCACUAGAAAGAAUUUAUUAGCACAAUAAAACUGUUGACAUUACAAAGAAUUGAGUGUUGUAAUUUGCUGUGUCACGAUUGUGUUUUAAAAAUGCUGAAUUGCUACCUAUAUGAGUGCUUG
Molecule: messenger RNA, 1158 nt
Organism: Cuscuta campestris
Lineage: Eukaryota; Viridiplantae; Streptophyta; Magnoliopsida; Solanales; Convolvulaceae
Source: the annotation of a GenBank genome assembly